This is a messenger RNA of Vespula vulgaris, 1531 nucleotides long. RefSeq lists its product as uncharacterized. NCBI's taxonomy places the organism in Eukaryota, Metazoa, Arthropoda, Insecta, Hymenoptera, Vespidae. The transcript is spliced from 2 exons. The coding region runs from base 1027 to 1428 and encodes 133 amino acids. The record is from RefSeq and is a predicted model, not a curated record.
UUUAAACAAAAAGCUAUAUGUAUACAAUCUAUAUAUUUAAUGCUUAUAUUUAUCAAAAAAAAAUGUUAAGGCACACUAACAAAAUAUCUUUAUAGAAUGAUCAAUUUCUCCUUCUUUUUUGCAACAAAAAAUCGAUGAUGUGAUUAAUAACACGAUGUCAAAAUGCAAAUAGAAUUAGCAUAGCAUACAACUGCGUUCUUGUUAAGAAAAUUCCAGCAUAUAGUUUAUCAAUACAAUUGUACUGUAUAGCAUACAUAUAGCAUUGUGUUUCCCAAAUAUAAUGAUAUCGUUUUAUGAAGGAUAUUGUAAGUUAUGUAAGUGCGGCAUUGUAUAUAACAUUCACAUUCAAGAGUUCGUUUUUUUUUUUUUGUAACAUCAACUGUAUCAAAUCUAAUAAUAUACAUAAUAUUAUUUGGACUUAAAUAUUUAUAGAACUAUAAAAGUGAUAUUGGCAGUCGUUGAUCGUACGUUCGAGCAAAAAAUAUAAAAAGUUAUAUUAAGUUGUUGUAACAGUAUCGGAAUAAAAAUAUCGAACGAGGCUCAUUUAUUUCUAUGAGCUCUUUUCUUAUGUCAAAUAGUUCUAUUAGACAUGUUCAGAAACGUUUAUGAACGAUCUUAUAAUUUAUACAAAAAAUCUGUUGUUGUUAAUCAUAAAGUAAUAAUUUUUGUUAAAGAAAAAAAAAAUAAUAAUAAUGAUAUAUGUAAAAAUGCUGUUUGAAAGUAUGAGAAACUAAAUAGGGUUUUGAUUCCUUGUAGCAAUGUUGCCUUAUAUUCGAAAAGAUGAUUGCUGGUUAGAUCAAUCAAGGUGUGAAGAAAGUUGAUGUUUGUAUAGAAGCCUCUGACUGAUCAACCAUAGUCUUCCGCUUGUUAUGUAUGUGUUUUCUAUUGAUAUACACAUUUUAAAUAAAUAUUAAUAAUUGAAUGACUAUAUUUUUCUUUUCCACAUUUGAGCAACUUCAUUAAUGAUUGAUAAAUGAUUGAACCUGUUAAGCUACUCAUAUCUGUUUUUAUGAAAAGAUCCUUUCUAUGGAUCCUAUUAAAUUACGUUUCUAUAUCGAACGAUAUGAAAAAGAAAGUCGUACAUUGAAGCUACAAGAAAAAUACGUUCUUACAACUCAAAUAAAAUCUUUGACUGGAAAAUUCUAUGCACGUCAUGACGCUAUUUCUUUACUUGACAUUCCAGAAGAAUAUAUUAAUUUUAUUGAGAAACGUACAGUUUUGAAACCAAAAGAUAUUUAUAAAUUUAGACCUCCUUCAGUUAAUAUGGAAUAUGGAUGGUUUACAAAACCAUUGAUACCAAGAUCAGUUGAUCCAAGAUUAUAUUUUGCUAAAAAAGAGUGUGAUUUUAUUAAGAAAGAGUUAUAUCAACGACAUCUUCAAAAAGGUCUACCAGUAGAGAGAUUUACUGGUGUCCCAUUUAAAACAUGAUACUUUUAUGCACAUAAAAUAUAUAUAUAUACAUAUACAUAUAUAUAUAUAUACACAUAUAUAUCCAUAAAAUCUAAAGAUAAAAUUUUAUAUCUUCGUUUAU